Saccharomyces kudriavzevii IFO 1802 is the source of this 1512-nucleotide messenger RNA. RefSeq names its product mRNA-binding protein NAB2 (gene NAB2). Gene Ontology annotation, molecular function: poly(A) binding; zinc ion binding. Gene Ontology annotation, biological process: regulation of mRNA stability. NCBI's taxonomy places the organism in Eukaryota, Fungi, Ascomycota, Saccharomycetes, Saccharomycetales, Saccharomycetaceae. Bases 1 to 1512 code for a protein of 503 amino acids. The record is from RefSeq and is a predicted model, not a curated record. The transcript has a single exon. Gene Ontology annotation, cellular component: nucleus; cytoplasm.
AUGUCUCAAGAACAGUAUACAGAACAUCUAAAGGUUAUUGUCGCCGAAAAGCUGGCCGGCAUUCCUAACUUCAACGAAGAUAUCAAAUACGUAGCGGAGUACAUUGUUUUGUUGAUUGUUAAUGGUGGAACCGUUGAAUCCGUUGUGGAAGAGCUAGCUACUCUCUUUGACAGUGUCUCCAGAGAUACGCUUGCGAAUGUUGUCCAAACGGCCUUUUUCGCUCUAGAAGCUCUACAACAGGGAGAAAGUGCUGAAAAUAUUGUAUCCAAGAUCAGGAUGAUGAAUGCUCAAACUUUGGGGCAACCUGCCGUUGCACAACAACAGCAACAACAACAGCAACAACAACAGCAACAACAACAGCAACAAGAACAACAACAGCAACAAGAACAACAGCAGCAGCUGCAGGAGGAGCAACCGCUGCCACAAGCGGCCGUGCAAAAUGCAAUGCAAAUAGACCCUCAAGCAGAUUCAGCUCCUAUAUCAGCUUUCUCUGGUGUCGUGAAUGCUGUUCCUCCGCCCCUAUUUGCGCCUGUUGACAACAGUCAACGUUUCACCCAACGUGGUGGCGGCGCCAUCGGCAAGAAUCGUAGAGGUGGUCGCGGUGGGAAUCGUGGAGGACGUAACGGUAGUUCAACACGUUUCAACCCAUUAGCCAAGGCUCUUGGUAUGGCUGGUGAGAGUAAUAUGAAUUUUGUUCCAAUUAAAAAAGAGGGACGUUGCAGGUUAUUUCCUCACUGUCCUCUAGGUAGGUCAUGUCCGCAUGCCCAUCCAACCAAAGUAUGUAACGAAUAUCCAAACUGCCCGAAACCUCCAGGAACUUGUGAGUUUUUACAUCCAAACGAAGAUGAAGAAUUGAUGAAAGAAAUGGAAAGAACCCGUGAAGAAUUCCAAAAGAGAAAGGCCGAUUUAUUGGCUGCAAGAAGGAAACCAGUACAAACCGGCAUAGUUUUAUGUAAGUUUGGUGCUUUAUGUUCUAAUCCCUCAUGUCCAUUUGGUCAUCCAACGCCAGCAAAUGAAGAUGCCAAAGUCAUUGACUUAAUGUGGUGUGACAAGAAUUUAAAUUGCGACAACGGUGAAUGUAGGAAGGCACACUCAUCAUUAUCCAAGAUUAAGGAGGUAAAACCAAUGAGUCAGAAGAAAGCAGCUCCACCUCCGGUCGAAAAAUCUUUGGAACAAUGUAAGUUCGGCACGCAUUGUACUAAUAAACGUUGUAAAUAUAGACAUGCCCGUUCUCAUGUUAUGUGUCGUGAAGGUGCGAACUGUACAAGAAUCGAUUGUCUCUUUGGUCAUCCAAUUAAUGAAGAUUGUAGAUUUGGUGUAGACUGUAAGAACAUUUACUGUUUAUUCAAACAUCCUCCAGGAAGAGUUCUUCCAGAAAGAAAGACUGCUACACCCAGUCUCAAUGGCCCUACCAAUGAAAGGCCAUUUGCAUUGCCGGAAAACGCGAAUAUUGAGAAUGCUCCUUCGCAAGUUAGUUUUUCUCACCAAGAGCAAGACACGGAAAUGAAUUGA